AUGUUGCGAAAUACGAAACUCCUCAGCACCAGAUCCCAUCCAUUUAUACCUAUAACCACAAGAGCUGGUCAGCUGUGCCACCCAUCGGUAUCUUCCUACCAGCAUCGCUGCCUUGUGACUUCCCAAACCAUCCACAAAGAAAGACAUCUCGAGUCCGAUCUGGACCGGCAUCUACUCCGACCUGAGCAUAACGAGAAUACCAAGUCGGGCACCGACGACGAAGCAGCUCAUCACUGGUCUUCGUACGAUCCCACUAUCACCGACCCGGACCUUGAGGUUCUCGCCUGCGAGGAAGAGUGCGAACUCGAUGGUGAACUAGAUGACCCUUUGUUCGUCAGCCCAGGCAAUAGGGAAGUCAGUCGUUUCCUUGAUCCGAUGAUCGGAGGGGCGGUGCAUGGUGCUACGAGACCGGGCCCAAGCGGGAGGGGAUGGACAAGAAAGCAUAAGGAGGUGAUCAUCAAGAAAAUCCCCGGAAGUCAGUUUGAGAAAUAUGAUCGAAUACUGCAGGAGCUGAGGAAGGCAGAUAAGCGGGCCACGAAAUGA
This is a messenger RNA of Aspergillus luchuensis, 543 nucleotides long. RefSeq lists its product as uncharacterized. Lineage: Eukaryota; Fungi; Ascomycota; Eurotiomycetes; Eurotiales; Aspergillaceae. The record is from RefSeq and is a predicted model, not a curated record. The coding region runs from base 1 to 543 and encodes 180 amino acids. The transcript is spliced from 2 exons.